Molecule: messenger RNA, 1617 nt
Organism: Ricinus communis (castor bean)
Lineage: Eukaryota; Viridiplantae; Streptophyta; Magnoliopsida; Malpighiales; Euphorbiaceae
Product: patatin-like protein 2
Exons: 7
Coding region: 210-1445 (411 amino acids)
Biological process (GO): lipid metabolic process
Molecular function (GO): monoacylglycerol lipase activity; glycerophospholipase activity
Source: RefSeq, a predicted model, not a curated record
UAUGCGUUUUUCUGUAUCACAUUAGCCUUACAUGGCAAGUAUGAAAAGAAAAGGAGAGGAGUAUAUAUAUAUACCCCCAUAUGCAUGUUCCAUUUGAAAUAUUGCACUGAAGACAAGAUCAUAAAACUCUCUCAAGCACCUCCAAAAGCCUCAACAAAAAACUACAACGUAUCUCUUUCCAUCUUCUUUCCUCUUAGAUAAUUUCUCAUAUGGAAGGAACACAACAAAUUCUCCCACCCUUGCAACCUCCAACUUAUGGAAACGUAGUCACCAUUCUCAGCAUUGAUGGAGGCGGAAUAAGAGGUCUUAUCCCUACAACGAUCUUAAGUUUUUUAGAAUCUGAACUUCAGAAGCUAGAUGGUGAGGAAGCAAGAAUUGCGGAUUACUUUGAUGUGAUUGCAGGAACAAGUACAGGCGGUCUUGUGACUGCCAUGCUAACUGCCCCCGAUGAAAAUAAUCGACCCCUUUUUGCUGCCAAGGAUAUCAAAGACUUCUACUUAAAUCACUGCCCUAAAAUAUUCCCACAACCCAAAUGGCCAUUAUUUAGUCAAGUUAAAAAGGUGGUGAAAGGAAUAUCAGGACCAAAAUACAACGGUAAGUAUCUGCAUGGUCUUGUUAGGGAAAAACUAGGAAAGAGAAGAUUACAUGAGACACUGACAAACAUUGUCAUUCCGACAUUCGACAUCAAGCAACUCCAGCCAACUAUCUUUUCUAGCUACGAGGUUAAGAAACAGCCUAGCUUAGAUGCUCUACUCUCCGAUAUAUGCAUUUCAACAUCGGCAGCGCCAACUUAUCUCCCAGCCCAUUAUUUUGAAACCAAAGAAAAGCAAACAGGGAAAGUUAGAGAAUUCAAUCUUAUAGACGGUGGUGUUGCUGCAAAUAAUCCGGCUUUAGUUGCUAUAGGUGAAGUGACAAAGGAAAUACUUGGAGGAAAUUCCGACUUCUUUCCUAUAAAGCCAAUGGAUUAUGGGCGGUUUCUGGUUAUAUCGAUAGGAACUGGCUCACCAAAAGCUGCUAGGAAAUAUAAUGCAAUUAAAGCAUCAAAAUGGGGUGUUCUUGGUUGGCUAAACAGUGGUGGUUCUACACCAUUGGUUGACGUGUUCACUCAAGCAAGUUCAGAUAUGGUUGACUAUCACCUGUCUGCAGUUUUUCAAGCCCUGCACUCUGAACAGCACUACCUUCGCAUUCAGGAUGAUACAUUAAAUGGAAAAGAAUCUUCUGUUGAUAUUGCGACGAAGUCAAAUUUGAAAAAUCUUGUGAAGAUUGGCGAAAGACUAUUAAAAAAGCCCGUUUCCAGAGUUAACUUGGAGACCGGCAGGUUCGAGCCAAUUGAUCAAGGGACUAAUGAAGAAGCUCUUGAAAGGUUUGCAAGAAUACUUUCUGAAGAAAAGCGGCUUCGCCAUGUUAGAUCACCCCAUGGACGACUUUUCGUAAAUUCCAAAUAAUGAUGCCAUUAAAUUGGAGAACUGGUUAUUAUUCUUUGUUGGUUUAGGAUUUAGCUCGAUACCCAGAAAAGGGUGUCCAAUUGUAAAUUUCUUUAUUCGUUCACAAACUGUAAUUAAAAAAUCAAUCUUUGCUAUGAGAUUAUUUAAAUAAAAUUUCAUUACCACUUGUGUC